Molecule: messenger RNA, 809 nt
Organism: Zophobas morio
Lineage: Eukaryota; Metazoa; Arthropoda; Insecta; Coleoptera; Tenebrionidae
Product: protein takeout-like
Exons: 4
Coding region: 41-781 (246 amino acids)
Source: RefSeq, a predicted model, not a curated record
AGUUCCGCCGCCAGUGACCAGUAGAACCACCACCACCACCAUGAACAACGCAACGAAAUUAAUUUGCUUAGUCGCAUUGUCUGUAUGCACUUGUACAAAGCUGCCUCCAUCUUUCAAAAAAUGCAGCCGAAGCCAACCCGACCUCAGCGACUGCUUGUCCAAAGCCGUCGACGAUGCCAUCAAGCAGCUGGAACAACCCUUCAAAGAAGUCGGGCUGCCGACUCUGGAGCCCCUGGAAAUCCCGGCAUUGACCAUAGGCGCCGGCACCGGCGCCGUGGGUUUAGUACAAAAUUUCCAAAAUGUGAAGAUUUACGGCUUUACGAAGCCGGAGUUCACCAAAUUUGAGAUGGACGUGGAGAAGAAAACGGCCCGAAUCGAAUGCACUUUCCCCAAAGUCAAAAUUUUGGCUGAUUACGAUGUCAACGGGAAGAUUUUGCUGCUGCCGGUGUACGGUAAAGGCCCGGCUACAAUUACUAUGGAAAAUGUGAAUGGUUUUGAGACUUUUGCUUUUGAGGAGUUUGAGAAAAAAGGGAAGAAGCAUUUCAAGUUGGUUGAAGGGAAAUUGACGCUGACGCCGGGAGGGGUUACCUUCAAUUUUGAGAAUUUGUUCGACGGGGAUAAGGCUUUAGGGGACAAUAUUAAUAAGGUCUUGAAUGAGAACUGGUUGGAAGUUUUCAGCGAUGUGAAGACGAGCUAUGAAGAUGCGUUUGGGCAGAUUAUAAUGAGGCUGUUCGAUAAUGUGUUGUCGAAGGUUUCGCUUGAUGAUUUUUUCGAUGAAUGAUUUUUAACAAUAAAUUGUUUAUAUAAUA